This is a messenger RNA of Oryzias melastigma (Indian medaka), 1137 nucleotides long. Its product is annotated as interleukin-6-like. NCBI's taxonomy places the organism in Eukaryota, Metazoa, Chordata, Actinopteri, Beloniformes, Adrianichthyidae. The record is from RefSeq and is a predicted model, not a curated record. The coding region runs from base 1 to 669 and encodes 222 amino acids. The transcript is spliced from 5 exons. Gene Ontology annotation, biological process: macrophage differentiation; neutrophil differentiation; T-helper 17 cell lineage commitment. Gene Ontology annotation, cellular component: extracellular region. Gene Ontology annotation, molecular function: interleukin-6 receptor binding; cytokine activity.
AUGCCCUCCACACUCAAACCACGUCUGCUCUCUGCAGCUGUGCUGCUCUGCGCAUUCGCUGCCGGUGCAGCCGCCCCUGCAGCCCUCACAGGUGCACCCCUGGACCUCCUGGCAGGUGACGCUUCAGGUGAGGAGAGUGUGGAGGAAGCCCCUCCCCUCGCGUCUAAUGUCUUGAGGACCUGGGAAAGAGUCAUCGAGCCAACCAAACGGCACCAGAAAGAGUUUGAGGAGGAAUUUCACGGAAAUGUGGAUUAUAUCCUUCUGGACAGCCACAAACAAGCCUCUUUUCCAGUGAAGUGCCCAAUGUCCAACUACAGUAAGGAGGCCUGUCUGCAGAGGCUGGCCCAAGGCCUGCUGGUCUACAGCGUCCUGCUGAAGCAGGUGGAGAAGGAGUACCCGGAUAACUCCAUCCUACGGGAGCUCAAACCCGGCAUCCCGCUGCUGGUCGCACAGAUCAAAGAAACGAUGAAAAGGGGCGAGCGGGUCUCGGCGCCGAGCAGCAGCCAGGAGGAGCAGCUGCUGAAGCAGCUGGACAGUCCCGACACCUUCCAGAGGAGGAUGACGGCGCACAGCAUCCUCAGCCACCUCCGCUUCUUCCUCAUCGACGGCAAAAGAGCCUUCCGCAAAUGGGAGACGCCCAGGAGGCAAAAGGUCGAGCCGGCGGCGUGAGCGGACGCCAGCGACAGAGCGGGCCGUUCACAAACCUCAGGGCAGCAGGACGGAGAUUCUUCUCAGGGUUUUUGGAAAACGAUUUCACCGUCACACUGUGAGCGUCUGGACUGAUAACCUCCCCUCAGGGUGCUUUAUUUAUACUAUUUAUAUUAAUGUCAGGAUUUAUUUAUUGACAAAUUCCCAGAGUGGUGGAAUAAAUUCAUUUUUAACUUUUUAAUGCAAUUAUGAGGCAGUUUGUUUGUUUGUUCAGAUGUAUUUUGAAGGAUUUUGCAUCAAAUUUCACCAUUUCUGCAGAUGCAGAAGCUACAAUAAUUUUCUUAAAUAAACAUCAUUCAUACAACCACUAAAAACUUUAUUUUUGUUUGUUUUUUUAUAAAAAUAUUCUAAAAUCUUAAAAACUGAGGAAAAUUGUUGGGAAUGUCUGAUCAUUAAGAAGCUACAACUGAGUAUUAGGAUCACCAUCAA